This is a messenger RNA of Microplitis mediator, 2344 nucleotides long. Its product is annotated as transferrin. Gene Ontology annotation, biological process: iron ion transport. The record is from RefSeq and is a predicted model, not a curated record. The transcript is spliced from 9 exons. Lineage: Eukaryota; Metazoa; Arthropoda; Insecta; Hymenoptera; Braconidae. Gene Ontology annotation, cellular component: extracellular region; early endosome; plasma membrane. The coding region runs from base 98 to 2230 and encodes 710 amino acids.
AACGCAGAAAAGAUCCCGGUAAGAUUUUUACGCGAACUGAUACUCGUAUUCAGUGCUAAUAAUAUUUAGUGUUUACUAUCAAUUUAAAAAAUUAACCAUGGGGAAAUUGGGCAUUGGUUUUCUUGCCCUUUCGGGAUUUUUCCUCGGAAUACACGCUGAUGGUUCUCAACCUGUUUUGAGCAUGUGUGUCCCGGAAAUUUAUUGGAAAGAUUGUGUGGAUAUGAUGAAAGACUCAGCAGCUAAGGGAAUCCCUAUUUCUUGCAUUGCGGGCCGUGACCGGUACGAGUGUGUGGAAAAAGUCGGAAGGAAAGAAGCCGAUAUAGUCGCGGUCGAUCCCGAAGACAUGUAUCUGGCCGCCAAAAAUAAUUUCGCAAAUGAUCCUGGUUACAAUGUCGUCGAACAGAUUCGCACAAAAGAAGAACCAGACGAGCCGCACAGAUACGAAGCAGUGGCAGUGAUCCAUAAAGAUCUCGAAAUAUUUGACGUACAAAGUUUCCGUGGAUUAAAUUCCUGUCACACUGGAGUUGGCCGUAACGUUGGGUACAAAAUUCCAAUUACAAAAUUAACAGCAAUGGGUGUACUUGCAAAUAUAAAUGACCCAGAGUAUUCAGCCCGUGAAAAUGAAAUUCGCGCUCUGUCGACUUUGUUCAAUAAAGGCUGUCUAGUGGGUACUUGGUCACCAGACCCAGAGAUCAAUAAAAAAUUGAAGGAAAAGUACAGCAACAUGUGCGCGCUGUGUGAAGACCCCGUGAAAUGCGAUUACCCUGACAAAUUUUCUGGAUACGAUGGAGCACUUCGGUGCUUAGCACACAAUGGAGGUCAAGUAGCCUUCACAAAAGUUAUUUAUGUAAAACGUUUCUUUGGUUUACCUGUUGGUAAAACCCCAGCAGUGCCGACUAAUGAGAACCCGAGUGAUUUUGCUUAUUUCUGUCCUGAUGGCACUAAAGUACCGAUUGAUAAGGACACUAAGCCGUGCACUUGGGCUGCACGUCCAUGGCAGGGUUACAUGACUAAUGGACAAGUACAUGAUAUCCCUGCGGUACAAAAGGAAAUCGAGCAAUUGGGAGCACUAGGUGAAAAUGAAAAAGCCGCUUGGUGGAAAGAUUUAUUAUUACUUGAUGAAAAAACGAUUCCUGUGAGCAUUAAAAAAGUUCAACCCGAGGAACACUUGGAAAACUCCAAAUAUUUGGACGUAAUUGAAAGAAACUCUGGUGCUCCUGAACGUGAUGCCCGUUGGUGUGUGUGGUGUGGCAAGAGCUUAGCUAAAUGUCAGGCACUCGCUAAAGCUGCUCAUUCGAGAGACGCAAGACCUAGAUUAGAUUGUGUGCGUGAAAAAGAUCGAGAGGCAUGUUUGACAACUUUAAGAAACGAAGGGGUUGAUUUAGUUGUUAUUAGUGGGGGGUCUGUUAAAAAAGCCAUCGAGGAAUUCAACGUAAAGCCCAUAAUUGCUGAAAAUUAUACUAUUGGUUCAACAAAGUUCAGUGAACGUCCAGCAGUUGCUGUUAUUAUGAAGGAUAGUCCAAUUAAUAAACUCGCGGACUUGAAAGAUAAAAAAUCAUGUCACACAUUUUACAAGCACGAUUUCGCCGGUUGGUUGGCUCCAGUCCAAGCAUUAAAAAAAUCAAAUCUAAUAACAUCUGAGGAAGGAAUCGCGGACUUUUUCUCCGGAUCUUGCGCACCAGGUGCCUCCAAGACCUCGCCUCUGUGUCAACAGUGCGUCGGAGACUCAGCAUCCCAAGACGAUCAAACUAAAGAAGCAACGAGAUGUGAGAACAGCCAAGCAGAAGCUUUCAGCGGCGGAAGAGGAGCCAUCAGAUGUUUAACCAGCGGUAAAGGUGACGUCGCCUUCGUUCCUUACACGACUUUACAGCAAAUAAAGAAUGAUACCAACUCAGAUAUUAAAAUAUCCGAUCUCAAGUUACUCUGCCCCAACGGCGGGGUCUCUUCAAUUGAAAAUUACGAGGAUUGUAAUUUCGGGUACGAGCCCCCGAGAGUUAUCGUCACCCACGCGGGAAAAUCCGACAACGUUAUCGACGAAUUGACGCACGGGGUUUUGACUGCCGCUACUUUGUACUCAAAACGGCCCGAUCUUCUGCAACUUUUCGGCUCAUGGGGUGGCCGCAGAAAUGUUUUGUUUAAAGACGACGCUAUUGGUCUUGUUUCCGUUAACAAUACGUGGGACCGCUGGGACCAAUGGGCUGCUACUGAACAAGCUUUUGGUUCAGUUUAAUUUAAGUCGAUUUAUUCUAUUAAUAAUCUCCUAUUUUUCCAUACACGUUAAUUUUUAUAAUUGUACAAAAUUAGUUUUUUUUUUAUUACAAUAAAGUAAUAAAAUAAAUAAUAA